Rosa rugosa (rugosa rose) is the source of this 1361-nucleotide messenger RNA. RefSeq lists its product as uncharacterized. The transcript is spliced from 4 exons. Bases 124 to 915 code for a protein of 263 amino acids. NCBI's taxonomy places the organism in Eukaryota, Viridiplantae, Streptophyta, Magnoliopsida, Rosales, Rosaceae. The record is from RefSeq and is a predicted model, not a curated record.
CGCCCAAGAGGUCGAGGACCUUGUACAAUCAUGAAACUCCAAAUUCUUCGUUUAUGUCAAUUCUUUACCGGAAACCCUAAUUCUCAAACCGUUAUUUUGUGAUAUCUGGUUUGAGAAAUCAGAAUGGAAGAGCAAGAAGCUCAAAUGGAGAUAGAUGUCUAUACAGAACAAGGAAUCACAGCAACAUUUUCACUCUCUCGGACCGACACCGUGAAAACCCUAUUUUCGAUUUUCAAGGAAUCUUUUCCCCCAGCAGCUGAGGAUCAAUCAGGGUUUCAUCUAUUUUUUCAGAAUAUACAACUGAAGCAGAAUAAUCAAGUAAGAGAUGAGAUUCAAAGAAUAAUAUUCGAGAGUAAACUGGAGGAGCCGGAUCAAAUAUCAUUACUGUUUGUCCCCUAUCCAAGUUGUGGCAGUGCAAAAUGUAAUAAGGUUGAUUGUCAGUCAGGAAAUACACGUUUCAAGUACUACCGUUACGGAAGAUUGUGGAAAUUGCGCUACUUGUGUAGGACAUGCCGAAAGGAGUUCAAUUUCGACAUGCCACAACCUCCGAGGCCAACCAAGCGGCAAUCGUUGCCCGCCAAGAUCCCUCCACCACCCUCAAAGAUGUGCCUACCUCCCCCUCCACCACCCCCGGUGCCGGUUGCUUCUUCUUCUUCUUCUUCAGUCUUGGAUUUGAGUGAUCGAGUACUAGAUCACUGCAAAGCUCUACAUCAGUACACUGCCCAACUGCAAAUGGAGAAAUCGACUUUGGAAAAGAAGAAUAAGGCUUUGGAACAAGCAUUGACCUCACUUGAGGCCUCUUAUAGGUUUGAGAUCAAUGCAUUGAGGAUGGAGCGAGAUGCUUUCAAGGAGGAGCGCGAUGACACUCUUAGGAAAUUCGAGGCUAUACUACAGAGUUACAGAAUCCAUAGGUAAUGCCUCCAGUAGUCUAUUUUUAUUUGCAAAGGAACCCCAGCGGGUGACCAUCUUUCUUUUGUAACAAAGAGGAAAAUAGGUAUUCAAUUUGGAGGAAGAAAAUUUCAGAGGAUGCGCUUCAUGUACGUUAUGCACAUGUUCAGAAGGGUUUAUAUGCAUAAAUUCGAUAUCGAGUUUAAAGUUUAGUCAUUGGAGUGCAGAAUUUGAUUGCUGUGUUUUUGCAGUAUCAUGAAUUUGCAAAAAAAUAUCACGGUCAUAUAUUGAUUCAUAUCUCGCAUACAUUAUGAUACAUAAUGGACUAUUGACCACCAUUUUUGUAUAAUUUUUCACAGCAAGAUACAUAAUUUAUUGCAUAUUGCAUACCUCACAAAAGUCCAUAACACAGCUUAAAUAAAACAAUAAAAGAGCAUAUUAACAAACCUUUUUUUUUUUUUCUCUUUUUUCUU